Molecule: messenger RNA, 2423 nt
Organism: Hyla sarda
Lineage: Eukaryota; Metazoa; Chordata; Amphibia; Anura; Hylidae
Gene: EBPL
Product: EBP like
Exons: 4
Coding region: 228-857 (209 amino acids)
Biological process (GO): sterol metabolic process
Cellular component (GO): membrane; endoplasmic reticulum
Molecular function (GO): cholestenol delta-isomerase activity
Source: RefSeq, a predicted model, not a curated record
CCCGGUGUGUGCCCUCCAGGCCCCGCACUUUGCCCCCUCUUCUCCGCUGCCGGGGGAGGGGCGGCCGGGGGAGGAUUGUAUAUGAGGAGAUGCUCUGUGCAGCCACUCAGCUCCGGGAGUAGGUGGGGGGACUGUGUGCACAUGGCCGCCGCCCCCACACACCACGGCUGUAGCGUACAGGGCUUCACCUACCGAGGAGGAGGAGGGAAUCCCCGGGACCAGCCGCCAUGGCAGCCGCAGAGGAGGCCCCGCUGGUGAGCGCAGUCACCGUCUACUCCCUGGCAGCCUGCGCCGUCCAGCUGGCUCUGGGGUAUGUGCUGGCACAGCGCCUGGGGAAGAGGUGCCCGGCCACUGACAGAUGGGUGCUGGUCUGGCUCUUCUAUGAUGCUAUUGUGCACUUCACUCUGGAGGGGCCCUUUGUGUACCUGUCCCUAGUGGGCACAGUUGCCACAUCUGAUGGAGCUUUGGCUUCUCUGUGGAAAGAAUAUGGAAAAGCAGAUGAGCGCUGGCUCCAUUCAGACCCCACAAUUGUAUCACUGGAGAUCCUCACAGUUGUUGUAGAUGGACUGUUGGCUGUAGGGCUAGCUUACGCCAUCAUAAAGGAUAAGUACUACAGGCAUUUCAUACAGAUCACUCUAUGCGUGUGUGAGUUAUAUGGAGGAUGGAUGACGUUCUGUCCAGACUGGUUAAUCGGAAGCCCAAAUCUGAACACCUCCAACUUUCUGUACAUGUGGGUUUAUUUAGUGUUCUUCAAUGGCAUAUGGGUGGUAGUUCCUGGCCUUCUACUAUGGCAGUCCUGGCGUGAGCUUAGAAAACUUCACGGUGGCAGAAGACAAAGUGGAAAAAAGUCACGAUAAGAAUAUGGGGGAAUAAUGUUCAUUCUGGUGGCAAUGAUUGACAUUCCCAAUCACUUCCGUUUUGUAAUUGAUAUAAUUUUUUUAUUUUUAUAAACAAUUUCUUUUAAUACACUUUAUUUUAUCAUUGUGUGUACUUAUAUAUCUUAGUUAUGUAUUAUUAUUUGGGAAGGAAGUGACGUUAUCAAACAGGAGGCAAUAAUACAUUUAUGCUUCUGUAUGAGACUUCAGAUUGUGCUGGUACUUCCUACUGGGAAAGAGAAAGAGAGACUCAUAACUGGUCACAUGUUUACUGCAGAGACCAUACACUGUGAAAUACUGAUAAAAAUGAAUACCUUGGGAGGGAGGAGCCAGGGAGCUGGAGACAACACCGCAAGUGACGUCACGUAGGCAGUAGAAUAUGUGAUAACAAAAACAAAAUUUUGGCAAAAAUUCCACUUAAAAAUUACAUUACAGCAGACUCCCAUUGCUUUCAAUUGGAUUCUGCUGUUCCCUGCACAACGGAAACAUCUGCUGUGGAAAUUCCGAUUAUGCACUCCGCAGAAAGAAUUGUUAAUUCUUACUGCGGAAUCCGAUCGGUAAUGCAUUGCCGUCUAUGGAGACAAUGCAUUUCUGAGCGGUCCUAGUGCUGACUUGUUCUGCUACCACCUGCCAUGGACGGAAUGUCUAGCCAUGUGAUUAGGAUGACUAUUUGUUAACUAUAACACACAAAUCAUGAAAAACAUCAUAGUAGUGACACUUUAGAUGUAAGGGCAAAAUAGUCAAUAGAAGAAUAAUAACUGAUUUAUUACCUACAGUCAUGGCCGUAAAAUAUUGGCACCCCUGAAAUUUUUCAAGAAAUUUAAGUAACACAUGUUUUGCUAUACACAUGUUUAUACCCUUUGUGUGUAUUGGAACUAAACCAAAAAAGGGAGGUAAAAAAGCAAAUUGGACAUAAUGUCACACCAAACUCCAAAAAUGGUCUGGACAAAAUUAUUGGCACUGACGAAGCGCUAAGGCGCGAUAACGGACCAUCGCCCACCGGUUGCAGUCCACCCGCACCUGUACAUCUCCUCCUCCCUGUUUUUGUAUUCAGCUUUGGAAAGAUGAAAUAAAAGACUUUGCGCGUUAUACCUGGUGUCCGAGGUGAGUGCUCCGACGACUUCUUCCUCCUUCUGCUGCUGCUGUGUUUGAACUCUUUGACAUCGUGUAGCACCACAGACACAUGUUGCAUACAGCAUAGGCUGAGUGUCACCUGCCUGCCAGCAGGAGACCUAUUGUGCGAUCUAGAGAAUCACUGACAGUGCCAGGACACCCUCCUUUACAUGAAAAUUAUUGGCACCCUUUCAAAAUUUUGGAAAAUACCAUUGUUUCAAGCAUGUGAUGCUCCUUUAAACUCACCUGGUGAAGGUAACAGAAGUGGGCAAUAUAAAAAUCACACCUGAAAGCAGAUAAAAAGGAGAGAAGUUAACUUAGUCUUUGCACUGUGUGUCCAAUGGUAAGCAUGGACUACAGAAAGAGGAGAAGAGAACUGUCUGAGGACUUGAGAACCAAAAUUGGUUACAAGUCCAUCUCCAGAGAUCUAGAUUU